AUAGCACAUAGUAAGCAUAUAAGUUAUAUUAGUUCCACUGUCUCCUUCUGCCUGCCCCAUCCAAGCUUUCCUGUAGGUACAAGGCAAGAUUGGAGUGCCCACCGAGGACAGGUAGGCAUUUGCCUACUUGCCUACAGGGGAAUGUGAACUUCUGACAUGUUUCCAGGAGAUAAAAAAAAGGGUCAUGUGGAAUCAAAUACCUGGAAAUUCUGCCUGGUGACCUGACAUCAUGGGUGUUUCCCUAACCUGGCUCAUAAAGUAAGCCACAGUCUCCAUUGGUGAGAGUGGUUGAAAAAGAACUCUUCCCUGCAUCCUUUUUUCUUCAUAAGUCUAAGAAAUACUCUGAUUCAAUGCUGAAUGUAAGUUAAAGUUAUGGAAUGGGGAAGUUCUCAGAAAGAACAUGGUUAGGUGGGUUUUAGUUAGAAUGUCUGGGUUCUUGACCCUCCCCCCCAGCUUUACCACCAACUAGCUGUCUGACCCCAAGGAGGUCUUGUCACAUGUUAAAAGUUCUCUUUCAUAUUCUGUAAAGAGAGGGAGUUCAGCCAUAUCCUCUCCAAAGCCCAUUAAAAUUCAAAGAGUCUUCUCUGGUGUUAUGUCAUGAGGGAUACUGCAGUGGUCCCGUAAGAAUGUGUAAAAGCACCUGUAACCCCAGUCCAGCCUGCACACUGUAGCACAGUGAGCUUCCUCAUAAAUAAAUCUGAUUACGUCCUCUUUAAGAAUCUCUGCUGACUCCCUUUUGUCUAAGCCUUACUGCUUAUCCACAGACUAUUUGCUCUACAUCCCAUGGGAACUUGCUAGGAAUGCAGGAUCUCAGGCCCUACUACAUACCAACUGAAUCAGGACAGGCAUUUUAACUAUCCCUGGAUGAUUCUUUAGCACAUUAAAGUCCAAGAUGAACUGAUCUAAGUUCAAGCUCAGACUCUCUUGGAUACCUCUCCUGCUACAUUUCUGGUCCCCCAAACACCUCAUAGUUGUUUCCCUCAGUGCCUUUACUCAUUCUGUUUCCUCUGCCUUUUUCUACCACCAUCCUCCCCUCCCUUUACUCCACGUGAGCACUUCUACUCAUCCAUCAAAACCAUCCUCUGGUGCUUCUUCCCCAUUUUCCGUAAAAAGAAUGAUAGAGUCCUUCCCCCUGGAUUCCAUGUCAGCCUAUGUACAUCUUUACACAUUACAUCAGCCUGUGCAUGCCUUUUACGGUACUCAUUACCUGUCUCUCCCUCCAGGCUUACAGCUGCUUCACCUUAUUCCAUGGAUAUUUAUUGAGUACCAGGCAAUCCGCAAAGACUGAGCGUGUUUUUUAUUCAUCAUUCUGUCUUCAGCCUGUAGCACAGUGAAUGAGAAAUCAACUUUUCAGUCAUUGGUCAGUACGUGGACUAUCUUGUGGAAGAACAGGGAGUGAAGAAUAUUUUUGGCUUGAUCAGGUAGUAAUUCACGUAGGAGCACUGAGCUUGAAGGAGUCACAAGAACUGGCCCGACAUGCAGCAGAAAUAGGAGCCGAUGGCAUCGCUGUCAUUGCGCCUUUCUUUCUCAAGCCAUGGGACAAAGAUGUCUUGAUUAAUUUCCUAAAGGAGGUGGCUGCUGCGGCCCCAGCAUUGCCAUUUUAUUACUAUCACAUUCCUGCCUUGACAGGGGUAAAGAUUCGUGCUGAGGAAUUGCUGGACGGGAUUCAGGAGAAGAUCCCCACCUUCCAAGGGCUGAAGUUCAGUGACACAGAUCUCUUAGACUUUGGGCAAUGUGUUGAUCAGAACCGCGAGCGGCAGUUUGCUUUCCUUUUUGGGGUGGAUGAGCAACUACUGAGUGCCCUGGUGAUGGGAGCAACGGGAGCGGUGGGCAGUACCUAUAACUACCUGGGAAAAAAGACAAACCAGAUGUUGGAGGCUUUUGAACGAAAGGACUUCUCUUCAGCCCUGAACCAUCAGUUUUGCAUUCAGAGAUUUAUCAACUUUGUGCUCAAACUUGGUUUUGGAGUGUCGCAGACGAAAGCCAUCAUGACUCUGGUUUCUGGGAUUCCAAUGGGCCCACCCCGGCCUCCGCUGCAGAGAGCUUCCAGAGAGUUUAUUGAUGAAGCCAAAGCUAGGCUGGAGAGCCUGGAUUUCCUUUCUUCCACUUAUUUAAAGGAUAGAAACUUGGAAUCCUGUAGCUAAGGCCUUUCUAUCAAAUCAGAGUGUGUACCUUGAAUACUGCAUUCAUUUCUCAAGGGCUUUUUAAAUGAACUUGAACUAAACACUUUUCUAACAAAUGAAAUCUCACCUCAAUUGACAAGUAUUUAAGUACAUUCUGUGAUCCUAAAAUGUUUAAUUUUUGUGAAGGGGCAAAAACCCUAAAUGGGGUCAUGAACCCUAAAUCAUUCAAUAUUUCACAACAUUUUUGUGGAGAAAUUUCUGCUUAUAUGGAUGAAACGGAAUCAAGAGGAAAAUUAUAAGUGAUUCAUUCCACUUGCCUUUAGGAGCUCCCAUUAUCUUGAUUUCUGAUUCUUAAUCCUAUUUUAAAAUUUUCUAAUUUUAAACCCCUAUAAUGUACUUUCAUUUUAAUAAAUAUUCAUUUGGAAUCUA
Messenger RNA from Felis catus (domestic cat), 2552 nucleotides. RefSeq names its product N-acetylneuraminate pyruvate lyase (gene NPL). Lineage: Eukaryota; Metazoa; Chordata; Mammalia; Carnivora; Felidae. Gene Ontology annotation, molecular function: 4-hydroxy-tetrahydrodipicolinate synthase activity; N-acetylneuraminate lyase activity. Gene Ontology annotation, biological process: N-acetylneuraminate catabolic process; carbohydrate metabolic process. Bases 1335 to 2144 code for a protein of 269 amino acids. The transcript has 10 exons. The record is from RefSeq and is a predicted model, not a curated record.